This is a messenger RNA of Caenorhabditis sp. 36 PRJEB53466, 2847 nucleotides long. The record is from the annotation of a GenBank genome assembly. NCBI's taxonomy places the organism in Eukaryota, Metazoa, Nematoda, Chromadorea, Rhabditida, Rhabditidae.
AUGGACGCGGCUCGAAAUGUGAUCACGAUAAACGGUAAUUUGUAUGGCUCGCCACAACUUGCCCGGCUCAAAGCAUUGCGUUUCCAGAUUCGGAUGAUGAGCCCGAGGAGGCGAAUCCGUCCGCAAACGGCAUUGGGACAGGGAGCGGGAGUUCGAGCACGUCUUCGUUGAUUCUGUGCAGGGUAGGUCCAGUUUUGUGGUGACACGUGGACAAUGCAUUCAUGAAAUUGUAAUCCGAUUUGGGUCAGUUCCAACGAAUCACAAACUCGAGUGUUUGUGUUGUGACCGUGUUCUGUAGAAUGUCAAAAAUCAAAAAGCAAGUUUAAUGUGCAAAUUCGCUCUACUGAAGUAUGGUCUACAGGCCUAAUUCAUAGUCGACUCCCCGUGAUUAUGGUCUAGAAGCUUCUGAAUAGUUGCCUGCAGCUCUAAAUUAUAAUCUGAAAUCCUAAAUUGCAGGUGUGUGGAGCCGAAAAAGCGGCUCACCACUACGGAGCCCUCAGCUGUGUCGGAUGCAAAGGAUUCUUCCGGCGAGCGCUACUGAAAGCGGAUCAGUUGGAGUGUGCUUCCCAUGGAGAGUGUACAGUUAGUGUUUUGCGUGAGUUCUACAAUAGAUACACUAACUGCGUUGAGCGCAAACACAGUUGAACACGUUUUCAGAAAAGAUCCAGUGUAGGAGUUGUCGGUUCAACAAGUGUUUGAAGGAGGGAAUGAACCCGGCUUGUGAGUUUUUUAAUUAGCUGCUUUGUCAUCAUGUCCGAAUUCAAUUCAAAAUUCCAGUCGUGCGCCCAAACCGUGACGCGCCGCCAAAGCCAAGAAAACCGGCGCCAGUGGUGAAUUGUGAUCUGACGGACAAAGGACGAACCACAAAGACCCGUGAGGAGUGGAUGAAAAAGAUGACGGUGGAGAUGAGAACGACGCUGAUGACACUGCUGAACAUCGAGACGAAGGUGCUGAAGGGAGACACGCAGCAGCACGCGUCCAAGUUGUAUCCGCUGGACGGCAUCGACAAACUGAGGGACAUCAUCGAAAACCCGACGUAUCUGAAGGGGAAGCGGACCGAAAUGCGGUAUGAACCGUAUCGGAUGGCUGCCAACGAUGAGCUGUGUGCCAUUGCCUAUCGUCGAUUGAUUGCGGCCAUCGAUUGGGUCGAGAGUUUGUCACCUUUGCUCGGACAUUUAACGGUCGAGGAUAAGGUACCCUUAAAUAUUCUUAUAACCACGAAUAUUGUACAAUUUUCAGAUCGCCCUCAUCAAAUCCUCAUUCGCUCCCCUCAUGGUCUUCAAUUUCUGCGCACGCACGGCAGAAGCUUGCCAAGAUCCGAACGUGCUGUGCCUCUGCAACUUUGCCUAUGUGCCCAGAAACAUUUCAAAGUUGUACGAGGAUACUUAGUGAAUCAUCAAUUAGGUAAAAAUAGUACAAACACAUUUUCAGUCACCUCGGAAAUGGUCUCGUGGAAAGAGCGCUGAACGAGUUGGUGGCUGUGUACAGAGAAUACGGGAUGAGAGAGGAGGAAAUCGUUUGUGUCAAUGCCAUGAUCUGUCUGAAUCCGUGUAAGUUUUCGUGUUAGGUAGGUUUUUGCUCUGACCCAUUCAUUUUGCAGUGGCCAAAGACGUCUCCGACAGUCUCUUUGAAAAGAUCGUAGAUCUUCGCAAUCGAAUCGCCGACUGUCUCUUUUCGAUUGUCAAGGAAGUUCGUCUGAGCCCGACUCCGAAUGUCUGUUUCGGCCACAUCCUUCUCUCCCUGGCUACCGUAUCCGAGCUGGCAAACGCGAUGAGCGAGAACCUCCAAUUCGCGCAGACCUUCUCGAAUCAGGGCGAGAUUCCGCUGCUGACCGAUCUGUUCGGAUGCUUCACCGUCGAGCCAUUCUUCAAGGAAGUCGACGAGUUGGCGGCGAUGAAUUUGGAAAAGGCGGCCGAGAAGAAGGAGAUGUCCACGCAGACGGAUCGGGUUCCUCCGCCCAGGGCGCUUUUGGUAAGAGUUGUUAGUUCAAGAUAAUUUUUUUUUGGAAACUGAAAGAGCUAGAGACAAUCCUUAAGAGACGAAUGUAUUCAAAAAGCUCUAUCACAAUAUCUUCUUUCUUUUGCAGAAAAGAGCGGCGACUAUGGACGAAAGCGAAGAGCCGGCCCGUCAAAACUUCCGUCUCCUCCAACCUCCCGAGAACUUUUACAUCACGGAAAUGCUUGAUGAUUUAAGGGUGAGCAUUUGUUUUGUGACGGUUUUUUUCUAGUUCACUAUUGCAUGUCUCUUUCCCUUUGUCAGCAUAGUCGAAUAGUUCCAGGCGCCAGAGUCCGUUUCCUUAUCCUCCCCCGACGAGUAUUAUCACCCCAGCACCACUGUUCCCACCCACUGUUCACCCAUGGUACCUAGGCAACUUGUUAGUGAGAACUUGCGAAAUUUCAGAACAAUCACGCCGAGAAUCAUCUGACGGGCCUGAAUUAUGAUGCUUCGACUAUUGUGGCUCCACCGGUUUCGACUUCACAGCAAUCUCAACAAUGCUCCAGCUCGACACUGAGCUCCGACACUUCCAGCCGCAACUUCCAAGCACCUAAUAUACCGCCGACGCGUCGACCGUACCCCUCGUGCUCCAGUUACUCCCAACAACCGCCCGGAACCUCGUACGACUUCCCGCCACCUCCCGGAUAUCCUCCGCUCAACGCCGGCUACACCCCGAACGUGAACUAUCCGCAGUUGUACCAACAGCCCCAGUAUCCGCCACUACAGUACCCCCAGACGCAGUCUCAAGAGGAGUACGGUCAGAAUGUGCAGUACCAGGAGUACGGUACCUAUCCCGAGUACAUGUACCCCGCCCACGCGGCGCCCAACUUUCAGAACCAGUACGCGUCUUGA